This is a messenger RNA of Cucumis melo (muskmelon), 1457 nucleotides long. It is a transcript of the gene GS1, whose product is annotated as glutamine synthetase cytosolic isozyme. Gene Ontology annotation, molecular function: glutamine synthetase activity. The record is from RefSeq and is marked provisional. Lineage: Eukaryota; Viridiplantae; Streptophyta; Magnoliopsida; Cucurbitales; Cucurbitaceae. Gene Ontology annotation, cellular component: cytoplasm.
CUGCAAAACUUCAACGUCGGCAAGAAGAGCGGGAAUCAAAUCAUUCCCUCUCUGAAAACUCAUUGAUUUGUGUGCUUUUCUCUUUCGAUUUCCUUGCAAGAAACUAUGUCUCUGCUCUCCGAUCUCAUCAACCUCAACCUCUCUGACUCCACCGAGAAGAUCAUUGCAGAGUACAUAUGGAUUGGUGGAUCAGGCAUGGAUCUCAGAAGCAAAGCGAGGACCCUUUCUGGCCCUGUAAGCGAUCCUUCUAAGCUUCCCAAAUGGAAUUAUGAUGGAUCUAGUACAGGCCAAGCCCCAGGAGAAGACAGUGAAGUGAUCCUUUACCCACAAGCAAUUUUUAGGGACCCAUUCAGGAGAGGCAACAAUAUUCUUGUUAUAUGUGAUGCUUACACACCAGCUGGUGAGCCGAUCCCCACAAACAAGAGACAUGCUGCUGCCAAGAUCUUCAGCCAUCCUGAUGUUGUUGCUGAAGUACCAUGGUAUGGUAUUGAGCAAGAGUACACCUUGCUGCAGAAGGAUGUAAAAUGGCCAAUUGGGUGGCCAAUUGGUGGUUUCCCUGGGCCACAGGGACCGUACUAUUGUGGUGUUGGUGUUGACAAAGCCUUUGGUCGUGACAUUGUUGAUGCCCAUUACAAAGCCUGUUUAUAUGCCGGGGUUAACAUCAGUGGUAUUAACGGAGAAGUGAUGCCAGGGCAGUGGGAAUUUCAAGUUGGUCCUUCAGUUGGUAUUUCUGCUGGGGAUGAAUUAUGGGUUGCUCGUUACAUCUUAGAGAGGAUAACAGAGAUUGCUGGAGUAGUCCUUUCUUUUGAUCCAAAACCAAUCCAGGGAGACUGGAAUGGAGCAGGUGCUCACACAAACUACAGUACGAAGUCGAUGAGGGAAGAAGGAGGUUAUGAGGUGAUCAAAAAAGCAAUUGAGAAGUUGAAGCUUAGGCACAAAGAACACAUUGCUGCAUAUGGAGAAGGCAAUGAGCGUCGUCUCACGGGACGGCAUGAAACAGCUGACAUCAACACCUUCUCUUGGGGUGUUGCAAAUCGCGGUGCAUCUGUUAGAGUAGGACGAGAUACCGAGAAAGAAGGAAAGGGAUACUUUGAGGACCGGAGACCUGCGUCAAACAUGGACCCAUAUGUUGUAACUUCCAUGGUCGCUGAAACCACCAUCUUGUGGAAGCCAUGAGGGGAGGAAGGGAAGGGAAGAGGAUGAAUAAUCUUCCAAAUUAUGACUUUCAAUUUCAAAUGGGAUACUGAAAUUUAAAAGGGGGAAGUGGGUGUUUGAUUAGAUAAGAAUCCUUCUUUGUUUUUAUUACGUUCGCAGUUGAUAUUCUCAUCCUUUUGUAUUAUUGUGAUUUUUAGCCUUCCAUUUGAGGUUUUCCAAGGGCAAGCUGUUUGCCACUUCCCCAUUGCUCCAUUUCUGUAUGAAAGGAAUAAAAUAAUAGGAUGGGUUUCUAUUAUCCUUUG